This is a messenger RNA of Acytostelium subglobosum LB1, 1434 nucleotides long. RefSeq lists its product as hypothetical. Gene Ontology annotation, biological process: regulation of DNA-templated transcription; nuclear-transcribed mRNA poly(A) tail shortening. Lineage: Eukaryota; Evosea; Eumycetozoa; Acytosteliales; Acytosteliaceae. Gene Ontology annotation, cellular component: P-body; CCR4-NOT core complex. The transcript is spliced from 4 exons. The record is from RefSeq and is a predicted model, not a curated record. Bases 1 to 1434 code for a protein of 477 amino acids.
AUGAAUGUCAGAUCAGGUAUGGCACCUCCACCUGGUGUACUUGCUCCUCCUCCAGGCGGUCUACAACAAAUGAAUCGCUUUGCUCCACAACAAGCACCAACGGGUGCACCAGGACAGCCAGGACUGUCACAGAACGUCCGUUCCUCAGGGCCUGCUGGCAAUAUGAUGCCAAUGAAUAUGCCAAACAUACCACCAUCACUGUCAAACAUGCCUAAUAUGCCACCUCAAAUGAGUAUGGCAUCGAUGAUGAAUGCAAUGUCACAGAUGGGAAUGGGCAAUCAACAACAGCAACAACCACAAGCCAAUGUACAACCUCACAACAUGAUGCCACAGAUGAGAGGCAACAUCCCACCACAACAACAGCAGCAGCAACAACAACAGCAGCAGAAUGUGAUUCGUGGCGGCGCUGCUCCUCAGCAGCAACAGGCACGCGGACUCAACACACCACUACAGAACACACCAAUGACAAUGUCAGCCCAACUACAGAGUCUGAACCAAAUGGCUAGCCGAGCGGGCAUGCCACAACAGCUGAUCCCUCCAUCAUACUCUUCACAGUCCUUUGGCGCGGCUGGUCAAUCUCAACCACCAAAGGGAAUGAACAUUAAACCCGACGACCUGUACGACAACCUCAACGAGUUCCCCGCACUGGGCGGAUCCAAGGUGCAUCAAAAGCAACAGCAUCAGCAACAGCAACAGCAUCAUCAACAGCAGCAACAACUACACCAAUCAGAGGACCAGAAAGAUCUCUAUCAAAAGUCACAACAGGGCGUUCAACAACAACAACAGAUACAACCACAACAGACUCUUACACAACAACAACAACAGCAACAACAAAGGAACCUAACGACAUCUGGUCCAAAGGAUGACAGUAACAAGCUACUGUUGAAAGAUCCCAACCACAAGUAUGGACUACUGGGACUGCUGAGUACCAUCAAGACGCAGGAUGUUGACGUCAGUACGCUCACUAUUGGUAUUGAUCUGACAUGUCUAGGACUCAACUUAAACUCUGCUUCUGAUCUGAGUAUACAAUUUGGAUCACCAUGGUAUGACGUACCUGUACCAAGGAAACCAGAGUAUUACCUUCCGACAUGUUACUCAACGCCGGGACUCGAGUCCCCAUCGUUCAAGAUGUCACUGUUCACGAUAGAGACACUGUUCUACAUCUUCUACUCGAUGCCCAAGGACAUCCUGCAGAUAUGCGCAGCGCUGGAGCUGUAUCAUCGCGACUGGAAGUACCACAGAGACGGCAAGGUCUGGCUGAAAAAGGACAACGAUUCAGAGUCGACCGUCACCAACCAGUAUGAGGCAGGCACCUUUGCCCUGUUCGAUGCCAACCAAUGGGAGAUCGUCACCGUCAACAACUUUAUUGUGUACCACGAAACGUUGGAGACCAAGGAGUAUCUGUUGAUGCUGCUCAGCGAGAAUAACCAAUAG